UAGGACCUGAGCGACUUGAAGUUUCUCGGAGCUAGAGCCCUAAACCGGCGCUGGAACCAUCCUCCACUCCUGCGAAGGGGGCGGGGCCCGGGAGAGUGACAGGGGCAGUCGAAAUACGGAAGCGAGGGUCCUCCAAGACAGACCAGAGCGGCCCUAUUGGGCCAGCGUGGCGCAGUGUAGAGCUAGACCAGCCUGCAGGAGGAGUGGAGUUGCCGAGGUCGGAGAGUGUAGGAGGCGGGCUAGAGCGGCCGGAGGGAGGAGUGGAGCUGGACGCAAAGGCGGCCUCUGGCUCGGCUAGAGCGACUCUGCGGCGCGGGUGGGGGAACCUGGAGCUCGAGCGCGGUUCCUGAGGCUGCAGUGGCUUGCUUCUCUUCCCAUCCGACAGCCCCGUGGAGUCCUGGAGAUGGGAGAAGUCGCCGGAGGGGCGGCCCCAGGGCCUCCCCGGUCUGGCCUGGUGUCCAUCAUCAUCGGGGCUGAGGAUGAGGACUUUGAGAAUGAACUGGAGGCGAACCCAGAAGAUCAAAACAGCCAGUUCCAGAGCCUGGAGCAAGUGAAGCGUCGCCCAGCCCACCUCAUGGCCCUCCUGCAGCACGUGGCCCUGCAGUUCGAGCCAGGACCACUGCUCUGCUGCCUGCAUGCAGACAUGCUAAGCUCACUGGGCCCCAAAGAAGCCAAGAAGGCCUUCCUCGAUUUCUAUCACAGUUUCCUGGAGAAGACUGCGGUUCUGCGGGUGCCAGUCCCUCCCAGCGUUGCUUUUGAACUUGGUAAGAGGGCUAAGUCUGGGGAUAAGGGAGGGUCUCUGGCAGGGACAAGCUUCCCCAGAAACCCGUGGUGUGGAAGCCAUGAUUCAGUCAUUCAUUCUUGGUGUUGGCGUCCCAGGGAAAUACUGGAAUUUGUGGGUGGAGAUGGUGAUCCAAGUAGAGUGGGAGCCAGGCCCCCUAGAAUGUGGUCCCUAAUCCUUGCAUGCAUGUCUAUAGAUCGUACUCGACCUGAUCUCAUCUCUGAGGAUGUCCAGAGGCGGUUCAUACAAGAGGUGGUUCUGAGCCAGCAGGCAGCCGUGACCCGUCAGCUAGAGGACUUCCGCUCCAAACGGCUCAUGGGCAUGACACCCUGGGAGCAGGAACUGAGCCUGCUAGAGCCCUGGAUUGGGAAAGACCGGGGCAACUAUGAGGCCCGGGAGCGGCAUGUUGCAGAGCGGCUGCUCUCCCACCUAGAGGAAAUCCAACAUACCAUCUCCACAGAUGAAGAAAAAAGUGCUGCUGUGGUCACUGCAAUCAGCCUGUAUAUGCGCCACCUUGGGGUCCGGACCAAGAGUGGGGACAAGAAGUCAGGGAGGAACUUCUUCCGGAAAAAGGUGAUGGGGAAUCGGCGGUCAGACGAGCCCCCCAAGACAAAGAAAGGGCUGAGCAGUAUCCUAGAUCCUGCCCGCUGGAACCGGGGAGAGCCAUCUGCUCCAGACUGUCGACAUCUAAAGGUCGAGGUUGAUGAGAAGCCAGGCCCUGCAGACCGGAAGGGAGGCCUGGGUAUUUCAUCUCGGGACAGGACUGUUGGGACUCCCGGGCAGGACAACCCAGGAGUCUCCCUGCACCCUCUGUCUGUAGACAGCCUGGAUUCCCGGGAACCAGGUGUGGAUACCCCGCAGGAGCCAGGGGAUACACCCCCACAAGGCCCUACAAGCCUGGAGCCCCUGGCACCCCCAGAGAGCACGGAGGACAAUGGCGAGACUGAAAGAAGGUGGAAGAGGCUAUCAGGGCGUCUGGGGCGCUCAGAGAGCCUGCGGGUGAGUGACCGCCGCCGGCCUUCCCGGGGCAGCCUCGGGGCUAAGGGCCGGGGUGGGGGCCGUUCCCGGAGCGACGUGGACAUGGACCCGGGCUCUGCCACGGCCGUGCUUGGCCCUACCCGACGAGCCACCCCUGAGCCUGGAGAUGAUGGAGAGCCAGGGCGGUCAGGCCUGGAACAGGAACCAGAAGAACCUCCUGGGUGGAGGGAACUGGUGCCCCCAGACACCCUGCUCGGCCUGCCCAAGAACCAAGUGAAGCGGCAAGAGGUCAUCAGUGAGCUGCUGGUGACGGAGGCGGCUCACGUGCGCAUGCUACGGGUACUACAUGACCUCUUCUACCAGCCCAUGGCAGAGGGGGGCUUCUUCCCUCUGGAGGAACUGCAGAACAUCUUUCCCAGCCUGGAUGAGCUCAUCGAGGUGCACUCCCUGUUCCUCGAUCGCUUGAUGAAGCGGAGACAAGAGAGUGGCUACCUCAUUGAGGAGAUCGGCGAUGUGCUACUGGCCCGGUUCGAUGGUGCUGAGGGCUCAUGGUUCCAGAAGAUCUCCUCCCGCUUCUGCAGCCGCCAGUCAUUCGCUCUAGAGCAGCUCAAAGCCAAGCAGCGCAAGGAGCCUCGAUUCUGUGCCUUUGUGCAGGAAGCCGAGAGCCGCCCCCGCUGCCGGCGGCUGCAGUUGAAGGACAUGAUCCCCACUGAGAUGCAGCGUCUGACCAAGUACCCACUGCUGCUGCAGAGUAUUGGGCAGAACACAGAAGAGCCUGCCGAGCGGACGAAGGUGGAACUUGCAGCUGAGUGCUGCCGUGAGAUUCUGCACCACGUCAAUCAAGCUGUCCGUGACAUGGAGGACCUGCUGCGGCUCAAGGAUUACCAGAGGCGCCUGGACUUGACUCACCUGCGGCAGAGCAACGACCCAAUGCUGAGCGAGUUCAAGAACCUGGAUAUCACUAAGAAGAAGUUGGUCCAUGAAGGCCCCCUCACGUGGCGACUAACCAAAGACAAAGCUGUAGAGGUCCACGUGCUAUUGCUGGACGACCUGCUGCUGCUGCUCCAGCGCCAGGAUGAGAGGCUGCUGCUCAAGUCACACAGCCGGACGCUGACACCCACACCCGACGGCAAGACCAUGCUGCGGCCUGUGCUCCGGCUCACCUCUGCCAUGACCCGGGAGGUGGCCACUGAUCACAAAGCUUUUUACGUCAUUUUUACCUGGGACCAGGAGGCCCAGAUAUAUGAGCUGGUGGCACAGACAUCAUCAGAACGCAAGAAGUGAGUCCCCAAGGAUGGUGUGCA
Rattus rattus (black rat) is the source of this 3063-nucleotide messenger RNA. Its product is annotated as rho guanine nucleotide exchange factor 1. The transcript has 24 exons. The coding region runs from base 404 to 3043 and encodes 879 amino acids. Lineage: Eukaryota; Metazoa; Chordata; Mammalia; Rodentia; Muridae. Gene Ontology annotation, cellular component: cytoplasm. Gene Ontology annotation, molecular function: G protein-coupled receptor binding; guanyl-nucleotide exchange factor activity. The record is from RefSeq and is a predicted model, not a curated record. Gene Ontology annotation, biological process: G protein-coupled receptor signaling pathway.